Molecule: messenger RNA, 4386 nt
Organism: Saccoglossus kowalevskii
Lineage: Eukaryota; Metazoa; Hemichordata; Enteropneusta; Harrimaniidae
Product: mucin-3A-like
Source: RefSeq, a predicted model, not a curated record
AAUAUACAUCCGAAAUACCAACAUCAGAAGUUACAUCAACCACUCUACCAACAGUUACCUCCCAAGAAACAUUUGAAACAACUGAACAGUCUAGAUCUUCUGAAGCAACUAUUACCACAAUAGAGACAGUCACACAGGAAACAGAUUACCUUUCAUCCACUUUGGAUUCUGGUACUGGGAUAACGCAAACAUCUGAAUAUGCAACAUCCACUAUUGAAACUGUUACCUCUACUGAUUUGCCAACAGCUCCUUUUUCAACAGAAUAUACAUCUGAAAUACCAACAUCAGAAGUUGCAUCGACCACUUUGCCAACAGUUACCUCGGAAGAAACAUUUGAAACAACAGAACAGUCUAGAUCUUUUGAAGCAAGUAUUACCACAAUAGAAACAGUCACACAGGAAACAGAUUACCUUUCAUCCACUUUGGAAUCUGGUACUGGGCUAACACAAACAUCUGAAUAUGCAACUUCAACUAUUGAAACUGUUGCCUCUACUGAUUUGCCAACAGCUCCUUUCUCAACAGAAACAUUUGAAACAACUGAACAGUCUAGAUCUUCUGAAGCAAGUAUUACCACAAUAGAAACAGUCACACAGGAAACAGAUUACCUUUCAUCAACUUUGGAUUCUGGUACUGGGCUAACACAAACAUCUGAAUAUGCAACAUCCACUAUUGAAACUGUUGACUCUACUGAUUUGCCAACAGCUCCUUUCUCAACAGAAUAUACAUCUGAAGUACCAACAUCAGAAGUUGCAUCAAGCAAUCUACCAACAGUUACCUCCCAAGAAACAUUUGAAACAACCGAACAGUCUAGAUCUUCUGAAGCAAGUAUUACCACAAUAGAAACAGUCACACAGGAAACAGAUUACCUUUCAUCCACUUUGGAUUCUGGUACUGGGAUAACACAAACAUCUGAAUAUGCAACAUCCACUAUUGAAACUGUUGCCUCUACUGAUUUGCCAACAACUCCUUUCUCAACAGAAUAUACAUCUGAAGUACCAACAUCAGAAGUUGCAUCAAGCACUCUACCAACAGUUACCUCCCAAGAAACAUUUGAAACAACCGAACAGUCUAGAUCUUCUGAAGCAAGUAUUACCACAGUAGAAACAGUCACACAGGAAACAGAUUACCUUUCAUCCACUUUGGAUUCUGGUACUGGGAUAACGCAAACAUCUGAAUAUGCAGCAUCCACUAUUGAAACUGUUGCCUCUACUGAUUUGCCAACAGCUCCUUUCUCAACAGAACAUACAUCUGAAAUACCAACAUCAGAAGUUGCAUCAACCACUCUACCAACAGUUACCUCCCAAGAAACAUUUGAAACAACUGAACAGUCUAGAUCUUCUGAAGCAAGUAUUACCACAAUAGAAACAGUCACAGAGGAAACAGAUUACCUUUCAUCUACUUUGGAUUCUGGUACUGGGAUAACACAAACAUAUGAAUAUGCAACAUCCACUAUUGAAACUGUUACCUCUACUGAUUUGCCAACAGCUCCUAUCUCAACAGAAUAUACAUCUGAAGUACCAACAUCAGAAGUUGCAUCAAGCACUCUACCAACAGUUACCUCCCAAGAAACAUUUGAAACAACCGAACAGUCUAGAUCUUCUGAAGCAAGUAUUACCACAAUAGAAACAGUCACACAGGAAACAGAUUACCUUUCAUCCACUUUGGAUUCUGGUACUGGGAUAACGCAAACAUCUGAAUAUGCAGCAUCCACUAUUGAAACUGUUGCCUCUACUGAUUUGCCAACAGCUCCUUUCUCAACAGAAUAUACAUCUGAAAUACCAACAUCAGAAGUUUCAUCAACCACUCUACCAACAGUUACCUCCCAAGAAACAUUUGAAACAACUGAACAGUCUAGAUCUUCUGAAGCAAGUAUUACCACAAUAGAAACAGUCACACAGGAAACAGAUUAUCUUUCAUCCACUUUGGAUUCUGGUACUGGGAUAACACAAACAUCUGAAUAUGCAACAUCCACUAUUGAAACUGUUACCUCUACUGAUUUGCCAACAGCUCCUAUCUCAACAGAAUAUACAUCUGAAGUACCAACAUCAGAAGUUGCAUCAAGCAAUCUACCAACAGUUACCUCCCAAGAAACAUUUGAAACAACCGAACAGUCUAGAUCUUCUGAAGCAAGUAUUACCACAAUAGAAACAGUCACACAGGAAACAGAUUACCUUUCAUCCACUUUGGAUUCUGGUACUGGGAUAACACAAACAUCUGAAUAUGCAACAUCCACUAUUGAAACUGUUGCCUCUACUGAUUUGCCAACAACUCCUUUCUCAACAGAAUAUACAUCCGAAAUACCAACAUCAGAAGUUGCAUCAACCACUCUACCAACAGUUUCCUACCAAGAAAUAUUUGAAACAACCGAACAGUCUAGAUCUUUUGAAGCAAGUAUUACCACAAUAGAAACAGUCACACAGGAAACAGAUUACCUUUCAUCCACUUUGGAUUCUGGUACUGGGCUAACACAAACAUCUGAAUAUGCAACAUCCACUAUUGAAACUGUUGCCUCUACUGAUUUGCCAACAGCACUUUUCUCAACAGAAUAUACAUCUGAAAUACCAACAUCAGAAGUUGCAUCAACCACUCUAUCAACAGUUACCUCCCAAGAAACAUUUGAAACAACUGAACAGUCUAGAUCUUCUGAAGCAACUAUUACCACAAUAGAGACAGUCACACAGGAAACAGAUUACCUUUCAUCCACUUUGGAUUCUGGUACUGGGAUAACGCAAACAUCUGAAUAUGCAACAUCCACUAUUGAAACUGUUACCUCUACUGAUUUACCAACAGCUCCUUUCUCAACAGAAUAUACAUCUGAAGUACCAACAUCAGAAGUUGCAUCAAGCACUCUACCAACAGUUACCUCCCAAGAAACAUUUGAAACAACCGAACAGUCUAGAUCUUCUGAAGCAAGUAUUACCACAAUAGAAACAAUCACACAGGAAACAGAUUACCUUUCAUCCACUUUGGAUUCUGGUACUGGGAUAACGCAAACAUCUGAAUAUGCAGCAUCCACUAUUGAAACUGUUGCCUCUACUGAUUUGCCAACAGCCCCUUUCUCAACAGAACAUACAUCUGAAAUACCAACAUCAGAAGUUGCAUCAACCACUCUACCAACAGUUACCUCCCAAGAAACAUUUGAAACAACUGAACAGUCUAGAUCUUCUGAAGCAAGUAUUACCACAAUAGAAACAGUCACACAGGAAACAGAUUAUCUUUCAUCCACUUUGGAUUCUGGUACUGGGAUAACACAAACAUCUGAAUAUGCAACAUCCACUAUUGAAACUGUUACCUCUACUGAUUUGCCAACAGCUCCUAUCUCAACAGAGACAGUCACACAGGAAACAGAUUACCUUUCAUCCACUUUGGAUUCUGGUACUGGGCUAACACAAACAUCUGAAUAUGCAACAUCCACUAUUGAAACUGUUACCUCUACUGAUUUGCCAACAGCUCCUUUCUCAACAGAAUAUACAUCUGAAGUACCAACAUCAGAAGUUGCAUCAAGCACUCUACCAACAGUUACCACCCAAGAAACAUUUGAAACAACCGAACAGUCUAGAUCUUCUGAAGCAAGUAUUACCACAAUAGAAACAGUCACACAGGAAACAGAUUACCUUUCAUCCACUUUGGAUUCUGGUACUGGGAUAACGCAAACAUCUGAAUAUGCAGCAUCCACUAUUGAAACUGUUGCCUCUACUGAUUUGCCAACAGCUCCUUUCUCAACAGAAUAUACAUCUGAAAUACCAACAUCAAAAGUUACAUCAACCACUCUACCAACAGUUACCUCCCAAGAAACAUUUGAAACAACUGAACAGUCUAGAUCUUCUGAAGCAACUAUUACCACAAUAGAGACAGUCACACAGGAAACAGAUUACCUUUCAUCCACUUUGGAUUCUGGUACUGGGAUAACGCAAACAUCUGAAUAUGCAACAUCCACUAUUGAAACUGUUGCCUCUACUGAUUUGCCAACAGCUCCUUUCUCAACAGAAUAUACAUCUGAAAUACCAACAUCAGAAGUUGCAUCAAUCACUCUACCAACAGUUACCUCCCAAGAAACAUUUGAAACAACCGAACAGUCUAGAUCUUCUGAAGCAAGUAUUACCACAAUAGAAACAGUCACACAGGAAACAGAUUACCUUUCAUCCACUUUGGAUUCUGGUACUGGGAUAACACAAACAUCUGAAUAUGCAACAUCCACUAUUGAAACUGUUACCUCUACUGAUUUGCCAACAGCUCCUUUCUCAACAGAGACAGUCACACAGGAAACAGAUUACCUUUCAUCCACUUUGGAUUCUGGUACUGGGAUAACGCAAACAUCUGAAUAUGCAACAUCCACUAUUGAAACUGUUGCCUCUACUGAUUUGCCAACAGCUCCUUUCUCAACAG